AUGAUUGAUAUAUCUAUCCAAUCUAAAUCAAUUCCUAGUAUAGGAUAUUUUCAAAAUAAAGAAGAAAUUUCUACUGGUACAACAUUAGUUGCAAUAGAAUAUAAAGGUGGUGUUGUUGUGGGAACAGAUUCUCGAACCAGUAGUGGUUCUUUUAUUGCAAGUAGAUGUACUGAUAAGAUAACUCGAAUCAACUCAUCAAUAGUUGUAUGCCGUUGUGGUUCUGCAGCUGAUACACAAACAAUAACUGAUGUUGUAAAAUAUAAUUUAGAGAUUAAUGAAUUGAUUGAUAAAAAAAAGAUAAGUGUUUAUGAUGCUGGAAAUGAAUUUCGAAAAUUACUUUAUAAUUAUCGUGAAUCACUCUCGGCAGCAACAAUUGUGGCAGGAUAUGACAAUAAAUUAGGUGGUCAGGUAUAUUCUAUUAUAUCUGGUGGAACAAUGAAUAGACAAACUAUAACAUCACUUGGAUCUGGAAGUACAUUUAUUCAUACUUAUUUAGAUUCUAAUUGGAGAACAGAUUUAACAAAAAAUGAUUGUAUAAAUUUAAUAAGAAGUGCUGUAUUUCUUGCAACUAGUAGAGAUGGAUCUUCUGGUGGUGUUAUAAGAUUAGCAAUUAUUGAUAAAAAUGGAACACAAAGAUUAAUCUAUCGUCCUGAUCAAGGUGAAUAUCCAUAUAUAAGAAAUCCUUUACCGUAUAAAGAUUAUAUGAGUGGUUUUAAAAAUAAAGAAAUUGAGGAAGAGAUCAUUGAUUAA
Messenger RNA from Strongyloides ratti, 750 nucleotides. Its product is annotated as Proteasome subunit beta type-6. The coding region runs from base 1 to 750 and encodes 249 amino acids. The record is from RefSeq and is a predicted model, not a curated record. The transcript is spliced from 2 exons. Gene Ontology annotation, cellular component: proteasome core complex. Gene Ontology annotation, molecular function: threonine-type endopeptidase activity. NCBI's taxonomy places the organism in Eukaryota, Metazoa, Nematoda, Chromadorea, Rhabditida, Strongyloididae.